Messenger RNA from Pseudo-nitzschia multistriata, 2576 nucleotides. Lineage: Eukaryota; Bacillariophyta; Bacillariophyceae; Bacillariales; Bacillariaceae. The record is from the annotation of a GenBank genome assembly.
AAGAAAAAACAGAUGCGACAUUCAUUCAGUCAGUCAGUCCAUCAUCGCACAUUUCGUACCUUUCUUUGUGAGAAUUGAUUUACCACGCCCGAUUUCCUUCGAUUCGAUUCGAUUCAAUUUGACAACCCGAUCUGAACCUUCCGAAGAGAGAACAGGAUGGAGUGCGCCAGGGAGUAUAGCAUCGACCACGAAGGAACGAUGCCUUCGUCGCCCCUCGCCGAAGCAGCCCGCUCGUGUGCAUACCAUUAUGAUUACGAUCGCGAUCCCAACGACGAAUUUCCAAAAGCACGGCCACACCUCCUGCUGCUCCGGUGCCUCCUCUUCCUCGCCCUCGGGACCUGGCUCUACCGCAGGGCAAAGAAGGACCUCACGGAGAAGCUGAACCGGAAGGAGGUCGUCCCCGGAUUCCCAUCCAGCCCCGGGGCCCACUGGAUCGCAGGGCACCUCAUGACUCUCCGGACCACCGAGGGUGGCUUUGUCCGCGGCUACGAGAAGGUCUACAUGGACCACUGCGAUCCCAAAACGGGCAUGGGCUCCUUCUGGUUCUUCAAUAUCCCUACGGUCUCCCUUCUGAAGGGGGCGGACGCCGCGAAGGUCAUGCGCUCCAGCAGCUAUCGCAAGCAGUUGUGGCUCGUCACCAAACACACGCGCCAGUUCCUCGGAUCGAGGACGAUCCUGGCCCUCAUGAAAAAGGAAUGGCGGUGCUACCGGAACGCGGUGCACAAGUCCUUCACGGCGGAGGUCGUGAGGCAAUCGAGGCCCUAUAUCUACAAGAUCGCAGACACACUGGCGGAUUCUCUCGCCGAGGAGCACCACCGCAAGAACGCGAAGCAGCGGAAGCGCAGGCGGAAGGGCUUCACACCGGUAACAAAAACAACGGUGUCGGAUGCUAGCGGGAAUGCCAACACCGGCACCACGGAAGACGAGAGUAUCAUCAGCGACGACGAAUUCGGAGAGACCUCUAUCCGGAUUUCCUCCCCCCACGUGAACCAGAUCUCGGACGGACAAGACUCCAACGUCCGAAAGGUCCUGCCCCUCAUGAAGAUGGCCACGAUCGAUGUCUUCGGAGCGGUCGCCUUGCGAUCGAACGGGGUCGACUUUGGGUGCACACGCAACCUGGAGAUGUCCCCCCUGGCGUCCGCAUUCGAGCACCUCACCACGGAGUUUACCCACCGCCUCAAGCGGCCGUGGGACCCCCUGACCUUUCUGUACGAGAUCCCAACGGAGGCCAACCGGAAUUAUAAGAGGCAGAGGGAUACCAUCCGGGUCUUUAUCCAGGACCAAAUCUCGCUGGCCCGCAAGCGGAUCGCCUCCACGACGGAGGGGGGCGACAGGUCGUCGUCGUCGUCGUCUUCCCGCCAGCACGAUCUUCUAUCGAACCUCAUCUCCGUGGCGGACGCCGAAACGACCAAGGCCGACCCCGGGGGAACCCCCAUCCGGGACAGUGCCCACGAUGAGGCCCUGGGGGACAUCGUCAUGACGCUGCUGUUCGGUGGCUACGAUACCACCUCCAUCUGCCUCUCCUACGCGCUGUACCUCCUGGCCAAGAACCCGGCCAAGAAGAGAAAGCUCCUGGAGGAGGUGGACGCCGUCCUGGGGGCGUACUACGAGAGAGACCAACCGAACGGGACGCUGCCCCCCGGGCCGGACGAGCUGCCCUACACCAAGGCGGUGGUCCUCGAAUCGCUCCGCCUGUUUCCGUCGGUGCCCUCGACGGCGCGGACCAUCGAGAAACCUACCACGAUAGGCGGGGGCAGCGUGACACUGCAGGAGGGGCAAAUGGUCAUGCUGCCCAUAUGGAGCAUACAGCGAUCCGAGAUGAACUACCCCCGUCCCAACGACAUGAUUCCGGAGCGAUGGGUCCGGCGAACGGCAGGGCACCGCAACAACGGCGACGGCGACAAACACCCCAAGAGCAGGUGGGAGGUGCGGCCCGAGGACGACCGCAGGCCCACCGGGGAAACCCGAGCGCCGCAACCGAAAACGGGCGACGGCGAUUCCGGGUCCGUUCCACCGGCGAACCGCGAAGCCUUUUGCGCCUUUGCGGCGGGGGCCCGCAACUGCGUCGGAAAGAACCUGGCGGUCGAGGAAACCGUCGUCCUGCUGGCCUGCCUGGCCCGGAGGCUGGUCUUCGACCUGGUCGACGAGGACUACGAGGUCGUCCCGUCGAUCAUGGCCGUCGUCCAGCAGCCCGAAGACGGCCUGCCCAUGAGGGUGACGCCGCGCGCGACGCAAACCGCGGCGUCGAAACGGGGGGCUUCCGCCGCCGCAACAGCGGCGGUUUGAUGCGAUGGUAUGGUACGGUAUGCAAUGCAAUGCGAUGCGAUGCGAGGCGAGGCGAUGUUGGCACGGGGAUUCCUCCUCCCGCGCAAAAUGCCCGUCCGCCUCUACGGGCGUGCCCACUCGCACGAUUUGUCCGUGCCGCAUCAACGAUCGUGUUGCUUCUCCGGUGAUGCGGAUACCGUACCUCUCCGCAGUAGGCAGCAGUUCAAUUCUAGAAUAAAAAAUAUUACUGUACUACAGUACGAACCCAAGUAGGAUGCAAAAUAAAGAUAUAAUGAAUCAAACCAUAAACA